CCUAUCAAAGACUGACUGGGUAAUAGGGGUGGAAAAUUAUACUUCAUCCUUUAUUGAACGUCAUCAUGUAUCUUACACGAAACAAUUAUUCCUUUCCUGCUUACUUUCUUUCCUCGUUCUCUUACCAUUUGAAGCCUUUCAGCGUUCUCCAAUUUUCAAAUCCCUCAUAACGUUACUCCUAGGUUCAGCACAUAAGUAUUUGCUUCUCCUUCAUUCUACUCGAGCAAGCAAAGUUAGAGGGGAGGAAGACGUCCGUUUGGAAGAAAGUGAAUGUAUCACAGGUCACAAAACUAGCUCGAAUAUCUCUGUCGUUCACCUGAAUCACUCAUUCUGAUGUUUUGAUUUACAACCCGUACAUCCAUCCAUACACUCAUUUGGAUAUUUAACAAUUUACUUGAGUCCCUGUCAGCACCUCCAUCUUCGUACAACAUUAUUCUCUUCUUCUCUCGGCAUGAACGUUGGCUUUUUUGUAGGUCCAACUUCUGUACACCUUGCAUCACCUCACAUACGACUCCAACCGUCAAAAUGCCACCAAAAGCAAAUCAAUUGAAGAAGGAGCGACUUACCCUGGCUCAAUUAUGCUCAUACGACGAUAUAUUAACAGAUGCGCUUGUUGACCAAGUAAGCCUUCUCAAAUGGUGCUCCAAUUUAUAACUUCUAAUAAUAGCCGACAGGUUUACUAUUGGACCAAUAUUCGCAAAAAUCGCAUUGCAUAUCAUUCAUCUCGUGGGGUUAGAGAGGAAGAUGUGACCAAAAUACUUCAAAAUUCAGUGAUCAUUGAGAAGAACACCACAAAAGCAGAGUCGCAACUUUUAGCACUUCCAGGUCUUAAUAAAUUCCAGCAAAGUCUCAGGUCCGAAAAAGAGAAAGAGGAUUUUAGACGCCAUUUAAAGAAGUACAUCAAUAUUUAUCUCCCAGAUUGCCCAUUCGAGGUCUCGAGCACAAAUCGAUAUACCGUUGUUACACAUGAAGCGGCAAUUGUUGCACGGAGGGAGAUUAGGAAAGGAGAAGUGGUCAAAUAUCUUUGCGGCAUUCAAGUUGUCAUGACACCUGAGGAGGAAGCACAUAUUAAUCAUAGUCGCAGAGAUUUUAGCAUUGUCAUGUCAAGUCGCAACAAAGCCGCAUCACUAUUCUUAGGACCAGCUCGAUUCGCAAAUCACGACUGUGGCGCAAAUGCUCGUUUAAUGACAACUGGAAGUGCCGGAAUGGAAAUUAUCGCAGUAAGGGACAUUGAAAUUGGGGAGGAAAUCACGGUCACAUACGGAGACAGCUAUUUUGGUGAGGAUAAUUGCGAAUGCCUAUGCAAGACUUGUGAAGACAAUCGCGAAAAUGGAUGGACCCAGGCCACUGAUGACAUCAAUGAGACAAUUCCCAAAUUAUCGAUUGAACAUGAACCAACAACCCUCGACACACCCGGUUAUAGCCUUCGACGCAGACGACGAUUCCCUUCUUCAGUAUCAGAAUCACGAUCCGAAUCGAUGACACCUGAUGUCAAUUUACGACCACAGGUACGGAAAUUGCCUCCGAGGUCACGUAGAUCGGCUUCAUCGGCUAAUAAUGGACGUUCCUCUGUUAUGGAUUCACCUUCAUUAGAGUCAACUCUGCCUGGAUCUAAGGUAGACGAAGCUAAUGAUGACAACCUUUUAUCGCCAGAAAAAUCUUUAAAGCGAGUGCCUAGCGAAGAUGACUCUUUAGCGGCCACCCCGAAAAGACAGCGGUCAUCUCAAAGGAUUGAACGUUCGCCUUUAGGGCUUCUACGCGGGGUGGACGAAUGUGAGGUGCCUAGUUCGCCGGAUUCAGAUGUACUCCAACAAAGCCUGUUAGUUGAAUGGGAAGAACCGGUGACACCCGGAGUACCGGAGCCAAUGAUUGAUCGCGGAAGGUCUCGACCAUUACGGUCAAGCACACUUAAGCGAAAGAGAGACUCCGAGGAACCAACAGCAUCACCCUCGGAAACGAUGAAACGACUGAAGAAUCAACUGAUUGUGAAGGUGGAAGAAUUCACCCCUACCUCGUUCUACGGAAGUAUCAGCAAUAUCACGUUGCCAAGUUCUGCUUCGGAAUCUAGAAGAGCUAGUUUUACAUCCUCACCUUCAGGUGAGGGGACAGGAGAAACUGAUGCAACAUCAGUUGACGAAGACGCGAUUGUAGUGCGUGAUGAGAAACCUGCUUCCGUCGGUCCGAAAUCUAAACGGCAAGGCUAUGUUAAGCGAGGAAACCAUGGAGGUCGAAGGAGAGGACCAUUAUGGGAAAGGGAGAAGUUGGAGAAGGCCAAAAAAUUAAAUGAGGUGCCUUCGGUGAUGCAAAAGGCAGCUAGUGCGCCGCGGGAAGCUGUUCUUGUCAGCCCAAAUACCAGCAGACAACAUCCAGCAUUACAGGAUGAUGCAGACUCAUCUGCACUUUCCGACCUUGGCUCCGACAUGGAAAUCGAUGAUUCAACCAUGACAAUCUCGAAGAAACUACCGCAACCUAAAAUUCGACGUCGUCGGAGAGGGGUAGUCCCACCACCAACUACAGACUUGGAUCAUGCGCCAAAUGUACGAAUUCCGGGCGAUUAUGUACUUACACAUUCACUUCUUGCUGAACCAGCUUCAGCAUGGAUUAAUUGCAAAAUUUGCGAAGAACCUUUUGUUCAAAAAGAUGCUUACUUUACGAGAUCAUCUUGUCCAAGAUGUGAGAGACAUAGUAAGUUAUAUGGAUACAUGUGGCCUAAAACCGAUAAAGAGGGGAAACAUGAUGAGGAGGAAAGAGUUCUGGAUCAUAGGACUGUUCAUCGGUUUAUUAAAUCUUCAGAAGAAAAAGACAUAAGGAGGAGGAUUGGACGUGGAAGUACUGGAAGUCGCGAGGUUACAAAAGAGGCCAGUGCGACUCCGGUGGUAUCUGCUAAAGGUGACGGGGAUAAGAAAUCCAAGGGGGGGUUAUUGAAGGUCUAUGGGAGGAGGAGUGAAAGAACGAGGAGGGAUAGAUUCACAUUGUAAAAUAUUUGGAUGAUGUGGGAAGGAUAGAAAGAUAAGGGUUACAUUACGAUGUGAUAGAUGAUGAUGUUUGGGAAUUAGGUAUGAGGUCUUUGCUCUUGUAUUUGAUAUUCGUGGUAGGUUAGGUGUAUGAAUAUAACUACUGCGAAUGGUAGUGGUCUGGUUCGGUUUGCUUUGGUUUUUCUUGGUUUGGUUGGUGUUCGGAAAUAGGGAACAGGGUUUA
Molecule: messenger RNA, 3198 nt
Organism: Sclerotinia trifoliorum
Lineage: Eukaryota; Fungi; Ascomycota; Leotiomycetes; Helotiales; Sclerotiniaceae
Source: the annotation of a GenBank genome assembly